Messenger RNA from Sorex araneus (European shrew), 5648 nucleotides. It is a transcript of the gene CFTR, whose product is annotated as CF transmembrane conductance regulator. Gene Ontology annotation, biological process: chloride transmembrane transport; bicarbonate transport. Lineage: Eukaryota; Metazoa; Chordata; Mammalia; Eulipotyphla; Soricidae. Gene Ontology annotation, cellular component: plasma membrane; cytosol; apical plasma membrane. The transcript is spliced from 28 exons. The record is from RefSeq and is a predicted model, not a curated record. The coding region runs from base 1 to 4488 and encodes 1495 amino acids. Gene Ontology annotation, molecular function: chloride channel activity; ABC-type transporter activity; ATP binding.
AUGGUUUCAUUCGGAAGGUUCUUGUUAAGUUAUAUAUAUUGCAGCCCACUGGGGAAAAGUGGCAUAUUAACUUCUCUCUUCUUCAGCUGGACUACACCAAUUUUGAGGAAAGGGUACAGGCAGCGCCUGGAACUCUCAGACAUAUACCAAAUCCCCUCUGCUGAUUCUGCGGAUAAUCUGUCUGAAAAGUUGGAAAGAGAAUGGGACAGAGAGCUGGCUUCCAAAAAAAAUCCCAAACUAAUUAAUGCCCUUCGACGAUGCUUUUUCUGGAAAUUUAUGUUCUAUGGAAUCUUAUUAUAUUUAGGGGAAGUGACCAAAGCAGUCCAGCCACUCUUACUCGGAAGAAUCAUAGCUUCCUACGAUCCAGAUAACACUGCGGAACGCUCUAUUGCCAUUUAUCUAGGCAUAGGCUUAUGCCUUCUCUUUAUCGUGAGAACACUGCUCCUGCAUCCAGCCAUUUUUGGCCUUCAUCACAUUGGAAUGAAAAUGAGAAUAGCUAUGUUCAGUUUAAUUUAUAAGAAGACUUUAAAGCUAUCAAGUAGAGUUCUAGAUAAAAUAAGCACUGGACAACUUAUUAGUCUUCUUUCUAACAACCUCAACAAAUUUGAUGAAGGACUUGCCUUGGCACAUUUUGUGUGGAUUGCUCCUUUACAAGUGACACUUCUAAUGGGGCUACUCUGGGAGUUGUUACAGGCCUCUGCCUUCUGUGGACUUGCUGUUCUGAUAGUUCUAGCCCUUUUCCAAUCUGGCUUAGGAAGAAUGAUGAUGAAAUACAGAGAUAAGAGAGCUGGAAAGAUCAAUGAAAGGCUUGUAAUCACCUCGGAAAUGAUUGAAAAUAUACAGUCUGUUAAGGCAUACUGUUGGGAGGAAGCAAUGGAAAAAAUAAUUGAAAACCUCAGACAAACAGAACUGAAACUGACCCGGAAGGCAGCCUAUGUGAGAUACUUCAAUAGCUCAGCUUUCUUCUUCUCAGGCUUUUUCGUAGUGUUUUUGUCCGUGCUUCCCUACGCGUUGCUCAAAGGCAUUAUCCUUCGAAAAAUAUUCACCACCAUCUCAUUCUGCAUUGUUCUGCGCAUGACAGUCACACGGCAGUUUCCUUGGGCUGUGCAAACAUGGUACGACUCUCUUGGAGCCAUCAACAAAAUACAGGAUUUCUUGCAAAAGCAAGAGUAUAAGACAUUGGAGUAUAACUUAACAACUACAGAAGUAGAGAUGGAGAAUGCAACAGCUUACUGGGAAGAGGGACUUGGGGGAUUAUUUGAAAAAGCAAAAGAAAAUAAUAAUAAUAAUGAUAGUGGCAUUUCCAAUGAUGAUAACAGCCUCUUCUUCAGCAACUUUUCACUUCUUGGUACUCCUGUCCUGAAAGAUAUCAAUUUUAAAAUAGAAAGAGGACAAUUGUUGGCAGUUGCAGGAUCUACUGGAGCGGGCAAGACCUCUCUUCUAAUGAUGAUUAUGGGAGAACUGGAGCCUUCAGAAGGUAAAAUUAAGCACAGUGGAAGAAUUUCAUUCUGCCCUCAGUUUUCCUGGAUCAUGCCUGGAACUAUAAAAGAAAAUAUCAUCUUUGGUGUUUCCUAUGAUGAAUACAGAUAUAAGAGUGUCAUCAAAGCAUGUCAAUUAGAAGAGGACAUCUCCAAAUUUGCUGAGAAAGACAACAUAGUUCUUGGAGAAGGUGGAAUCACCCUGAGUGGAGGUCAGCGAGCCAGAAUUUCUUUAGCAAGAGCAGUAUACAAAGAUGCUGAUCUGUACCUAUUGGACUCUCCUUUUGGUUACCUAGAUGUUUUAACAGAAAAAGAAAUAUUUGAAAGCUGUGUCUGUAAAUUGAUGGCUAACAAAACUAGGAUUUUGGUCACUUCUAAAAUGGAGCAUUUAAAGAAAGCCGACAAAAUAUUAAUUUUACAUGAAGGGAGCAGCUAUUUUUAUGGAACGUUUUCUGAACUGCAAAACCUGCGGCCAGACUUCAGCUCAAAGCUCAUGGGAUAUGAUUCUUUUGAUCAGUUUAGUGCAGAAAGAAGAAAUUCCAUCCUAACGGAGACUUUGCGGCGUUUCUCGCUGGAAGGGGAUGCUGCCGUCUCCUGGAAUGAAGCCAGAAAGCAAUCUUUUAAACAGACGGGGGAGUUUGGUGAAAAAAGGAAGAACUCUGUUCUCAAUCCAAUCAACUCUCUGCGCAAGUUUUCGAUUGCUCAAAAGGCGCCGUUGCAAAUGAACGGUAUUGAAGAAGACUCGGAGGGGUCUUCAGAAAGAAGACUGUCCCUGAUUCCCGAUUCUGAGCAGGGGGAGGCCAUCCUUCCUCGGAGCAAUGUCUUCAACACUGGUCCCAUGCUCCAGGGCCGCAGGAGGCAGUCUGUUCUGAACCUGAUGACGCACUCCGCGGGGAACCAAGGUUCAAAUAUCCACCGAAGGGCCACAGCAGCUGCUCGAAAGAUGUCCCUGGCCCCCCAGGCGAACUUCACCGAGAUGGAUAUAUACUCAAGAAGGUUAUCUCAAGACAGCAUCUUGGAAAUUAGCGAAGAAAUCAAUGAGGAAGACCUAAAGGACUGUUUUUUUGAUGAUGUGGACAACAUGCCAACAGUGACCACGUGGAACACAUACCUUCGAUAUAUUACUGUUCAUAAGAAUUUAAUUUUGGUGCUAAUUUGGUGUUUAGUUAUUUUUCUCGCUGAGGUGGCUCUGUCUCUGGUGGUGCUCUGGCUAUUUGAACCGAAUCCUACUCCAGACAAAGGGAAUAGUACUGAGAUUUCAAAUAGCACCUAUGCCGUGAUCAUCACUGACACCAGCAAAUUUUAUAUUAUUUACAUUUAUGUGGGAGUCGCUGACACUUUGCUUGCUCUGGGGAUUUUCAGAGGUCUGCCACUGGUACACACUCUGAUCACAGUGUCAAAAAUAUUACACCACAAAAUGCUGCAUUCUGUUCUUCAUGCACCUAUGUCAACCCUCAACGCACUGAAAGCAGGUGGGAUUCUUAAUAGAUUCUCCAAAGAUAUAGCAAUUUUGGAUGAUCUUCUGCCUCUUACCAUAUUUGACUUCAUUCAGUUGGUUUUAAUUGUGAUCGGAGCUGUGACAGUGGUCUCGGUUUUACAACCCUACAUCUUCCUAGCAACAGUGCCAGUGAUAGCUGCUUUUAUUUUAUUGAGAGCCUACUUCCUCCACACCUCACAGCAGCUCAAACAACUAGAGUCUGAAGGCAGAACUCCAAUUUUCACUCAUCUUGUUACAAGCUUAAAAGGACUGUGGACACUUCGUGCUUUUGGGCGACAGCCUUACUUUGAAACUCUGUUCCAUAAAGCGCUAAACUUACAUACAGCCAACUGGUUUUUGUACCUAUCAACUUUGCGCUGGUUCCAAAUGAGGAUAGAAAUUAUUUUUGUCCUCUUCUUCAUUGCCGUUACCUUCAUUUCCAUUUUAACAACAGGUGAAGGACAAGGACAAAUUGGUAUUGUACUAACUUUAGCCAUGAAUAUUAUGAAUACAUUGCAGUGGGCUGUCAAUUCCAGCAUAGAUGUGGAUAGCUUGAUGCGAUCUGUGAGCCGAGUCUUCAAAUUUAUUGAUAUGCCAACAGAAGAAAGUAAACCUACCAAGGCAGUCAAGCCAUCCAAGGGUGGUCCACUCUCAGAAGUUAUGAUUAUUGAGAAUCAACAUGCAAAAAAAGGGGAUAUCUGGCCCUCAGGUGGCCAAAUGACCAUCAAAGACCUCACUGCAAAAUAUAUAGAUGGAGGGAAUGCCAUACUAGAGAACAUCUCCUUCUCUAUAAGUCCAGGCCAGAGGGUGGGUCUUUUGGGAAGAACUGGGUCAGGGAAGAGUACUUUGUUAUCGGCUCUUUUGAGACUCCUGAAUACGGAAGGAGAAAUCCAAAUUGAUGGUGUGUCUUGGGAUUCAAUAACUGUGCAACAGUGGAGGAAAGCCUUUGGAGUCAUACCACAGAAAGUAUUUAUAUUUAAUGGAACGUUUAGAAAAAACCUGGAUCCCUAUGAUCAGUGGAAUGAUCAAGAAAUCUGGAAAGUUACAGAAGAGGUUGGACUCAAAUCUGUGAUAGAGCAAUUUCCUGGAAAACUUGACUUUGUUCUUGUGGAUGGGGGUUAUGUCCUAAGUCAUGGUCACAAGCAAUUGAUGUGCUUGGCCAGGUCUGUUCUCAGUAAAGCAAAGAUCUUGCUGCUUGAUGAACCCAGUGCGCAUUUGGAUCCAAUAACAUAUCAAAUCAUUCGAAGAACUCUAAAGCAAGCAUUUGCUGAUUGCACAGUAAUCCUCUGUGAGCACAGGAUAGAGGCAAUGUUGGAAUGCCAACGAUUUUUAGUCAUAGAGGAGAACAAAGUGCGGCAGUAUGACUCCAUCCAGAAGCUGUUGAGUGAGAAGAGCCUCUUCCGCCAGGCCAUCAGCUCCUCUGACCGGUUGAAGCUCUUCCCACACCGAAAUUCCAGCAAGUACAAAUCCCGAUCCAAAAUCACUGCCCUCAAGGAGGAGACGGAAGAAGAGGUGCAAGAAACACGGCUUUAAAAGGCAGUCCAAGUGUUGGUAUGGGACACUCAUUCAAGGACUUGAAAGAAAACAACAGUUUUCACCUCAGACAACAAGAAUAAAUAUUAUGUUUAAAGGAAAAAAAUUGAAUAAGAGGGAUUAAGGACACACCCUUCGAUCAAGAAAAGUGGCUUUCUGGCGAUGGUUAAAUUACGUGAAAGGUGCUUGAGAUCCUGGAAGAUUUGCAAGCCAGAAUAAUCCUUUCCCUUUGGUAGAGUCUGGGAAAGUGGCUAUAAAUGUUAACUAGAUUAAUUCUGCAACUUCUUGUUUAGGGGAACAUAAAUAUGUAUGAUUGGAGAACUGUAUUCAUUUCUACUUAAGAGAUAUGAUUAAGUAAUGGUAACUGGAAACUUUACUCACUUGUAUAAGCCUGUAUCCCUUUUUCUCCUCUUUCUCCAAGAUACCUAAAAGCACAACCAUAUACUUUCAUAGGCAUUUAGACUGUCCUCUUCCCAAACAAAUGUAAGAAACAAGUGAGAGUCACAGAUGGCCCAGCAAAAUAUGCACCAACCAACAUCUGGCGACCAAUCAAGAGAGAGAACUUCCUGAUCCUAGAAAUCAGGGUUCAUGCCAUUCCGUUCUACUCAAAAUACUGAUCGGGAUAAGGAGAAUAUAUUUCCCUACCUAGGAGAAGAGCAGUUUCAAUCUCGUGUAGGAGACAGAAGCUUACCCUUGAUAAUGGAUGUUUUCUUCAGCUUCCAAGAAAGUAAUAAAUUCAUUAGCGCUCUUAACUGAAAAUCAUUCUUAUCUAGAUUCUCUGGUAAAGCAUAUGUGGACAGGUAAACUCUUGCUGCGGCAGAGAUAGUUACAUGAAAUCCAAAGAUCUAGGUAUAUCAAGGGUGAUCUGUUUUUUCCAGGAUUGAUAUUGCACUUCAGACUGUAUGUAUGACCAGGAGAGAUCAUGAGCAACAGACUGAAAAGAUUCGAUCAUGAAUUAGUUUUAUAUGCUCUCUUUUAUAAUUUUGUGAUGCAAAUGAAAUUUUCUCUAGAAAAUAUUUAUUUUAAUAAUAUUUCAAACUCAUCUAUAAAUGGUUGUAUUUUAAGAGUGAUUAUAUCAUGAAUUAUAUUUGUAUAAAAGAAUUUUUAUAUUUGAAAUGUUCACUUUUUAUGGCACUAGUUAUUUUUAUGAUAGAUUAAAA